This is a messenger RNA of Odocoileus virginianus texanus, 1766 nucleotides long. RefSeq names its product claudin 18 (gene CLDN18). Gene Ontology annotation, biological process: bicellular tight junction assembly; cell adhesion. Lineage: Eukaryota; Metazoa; Chordata; Mammalia; Artiodactyla; Cervidae. The record is from RefSeq and is a predicted model, not a curated record. Gene Ontology annotation, cellular component: plasma membrane; bicellular tight junction. Gene Ontology annotation, molecular function: structural molecule activity.
GAAACUGAACUAUCUAAGGAAAACACUGUGAACAAACACAGAGGGCCGAGGAAAACCAUCUGAUCAGAGCAGCUACCCGGGAGCGCGGCAAGACGAAGGCGGCAGCUGGGCGGGAGGACGAGGAGCCGGGCCAUGUCCACCACAAGAUGCCAAAUGGUGGGCUUCCUGCUGUCCGCCCUGGGCCUGGCCGGCUGCAUCGUUGCCACGGAGAUGGACAUGUGGAGCACCCAGGACCUAUACGACAACCCGGUCACCGCCGUGUUCCAGUACGAAGGGCUCUGGCGCAGCUGCGUGCAGCAAAGCUCGGGCUUCACCGAGUGCCGGCCCUACCUCACCAUCCUGGGCCUGCCAGCCAUGCUGCAGGCAGUGCGAGCCCUGAUGAUCGUGGGCAUCAUCCUGAGUGUCAUUGGCCUCCUGGUGGCCAUCUUUGCCCUAAAGUGCAUCCGUAUUGGCAACAUGGAUGACUCCGCCAAAGCCAAAAUGACACUCACCUCUGGGAUCAUGUUCAUCAUCGCAGGUCUCUGUGCGAUUGCUGGAGUGUCUGUGUUUGCCAACAUGCUGGUUACUAACUUCUGGAUGUCCACAGCUAGCAUGUACACCAGCAUGGGGGGGAUGGUGCAGACCGUUCAGACCAGGUACACCUUUGGUGCAGCUCUGUUCGUGGGAUGGGUCGCUGGAGGCCUCACGCUGAUUGGGGGUGUGCUGAUGUGCAUCGCUUGCCGGGGUCUGGCCCCCGAGGAAACCAACUACAAAGCCGUCUCUUACCACGCCUCAGGUCACAACGUUGCCUACAGGCCUGGAGGCUUCAAAGCCAGCACUGGCUUUGAGUCUAGCACCAGAAACAAGAAGAUAUAUGACGGGGGUGCCCGCACAGAGGAUGAGGGACAGUCUCACCCUUCCAAGUACGACUACGUGUAGCCCUCCCCCCAAGUCGCCCAGGCAGUGGCAGAAGAAACCCCUCAACGAGAUCUCACCCCAAAACAAGGAAUUUUACCUUGAUUUCCCAUACCUUUUGAUUCACAGUUGGAAGUUAGAAAGCCUUGGUUUCCCCUGUGGUGAGGCCAGAUGGUCUUGGCUACAUGUCUCUGUCUCUAAAUGUUCCAUCACAAAACAGCUGAGUUAUCAUAUGGCAUUAGAGGCUACAGCCCACAUCUUCCAGUCCUCUUAUUUCUCUUUUUUUGACAUAACCUUUUUAAUCUGAUGAUAGAAUGUGGUUUGAAUUCCUAUCAAUCACUUAGAUCACGUAGACAAAAUGUCCGUCCUCCUUCUAGCCGACAGCCCAUUGAUGAUCUAUUUCCCAACUCAUCCCCCAGAACAAUUCUGAAAGGAAAAAAUGAGUCAAUCAAAUGACAUCAUUUUCUGAUAUUUGAUUUUUGCCUACCCUCCCACCCCCAGCCCUCACUUGGCUACUAAUAAACACUGAUUGAAGAAGAAAUAGGGAAAGGGGAUAUUUUUCAUAUCUGCAGUUCAUUAUCUGAGUUUUCUUACGCUGUGAUCUUUAACAUUACUUGACCCAAAGGGAUUUCACUUGGCAGAAACCAACAUUUCCACUUCUGCUAACAUCUGCUGGACUCCCCACUGCAUGUCCUCUUUCUGUCACAGGCCAGAAAGAGUCUCUGGAGGAACAAGAAAAGGAUUUUUUCUUUUUCCUUUUUAUUUUUUUUAUAAUCUAAAUAUAUUUGGUAUUCUAAAUAUAGUUAGAAUAAAUAAUGUAUUAGUGAAAUGAUACACUGUCUCUGUGAAUUAGCCUCACCCCUGCACAUGAA